CAUGUAAGUUUACACUACGGAUUAUUUCCUCAUAUCAAUAUUUGAUUGUGUCGUUGUUUGCUUAGCUUGUACAACAACAACAUCAAUUGUUGCUACUUGUCAGAGUUAUGAAGUAUCAUGGAAUGGGCAUUGCUAUUAUUUAGAUGGAUCAGCCGGAACCUGCGCCGCUGGUUAUAGUCUAGCAACGAAUGCUGUUUUAACAUGUAUAAGCACACUAUUUGCCGGAAAAACCUAUGCAACUACGACAUCGGGCAAUUGUUGCAUUUGGACAGCAGAUACAUAUGAAUGUUACGGUCUUGGGUCGAAUUGUAAUUCAGCUGGGCCAUUUACUUCAGGACCAACGUUGGGGGGUAAUAGUUGCACUAACGCACAAAACCAUGGCUCAAAACAACUAACAUUUUGUGGAAAUAAUUAG
Rotaria socialis is the source of this 415-nucleotide messenger RNA. Lineage: Eukaryota; Metazoa; Rotifera; Eurotatoria; Philodinida; Philodinidae. The record is from the annotation of a GenBank genome assembly.